Messenger RNA from Vanessa atalanta (red admiral), 2368 nucleotides. RefSeq names its product ATP-binding cassette sub-family F member 3. Lineage: Eukaryota; Metazoa; Arthropoda; Insecta; Lepidoptera; Nymphalidae. Bases 108 to 2225 code for a protein of 705 amino acids. Gene Ontology annotation, molecular function: ATP binding; ATP hydrolysis activity. The record is from RefSeq and is a predicted model, not a curated record. The transcript is spliced from 12 exons.
UCAUUGACGUUGGUUGACGUGCUAUCGGCUUUACAAUUAUUUUUUUAUAAAUAAAUGAUAAAUAUAAUUGUUUUCUCUUGGUUAUAACCAAGUAAGUUGCGGUAAUAAUGGCUAACUGUGGUGAUUUUAUUAAAAGUCAGUUUCCAUUGAUGGAUGAAGAGUUGAAAAAAUAUGUUGAAGACAUAUUGGACAACAGUGCUGGUGAAUUUGAGGAUACGGAAGAAGUUUAUGAAGCAGUAGGAGAAGUUUUACAAGGAAUUUCAGAAAAGUCAGAAGAAGAUAUCAGAGAAAUAUGUGAGCAACUAUUGGGUAUGCUUCAACCUGAAAAGACAAAUAAUGCUAAUGGACCAAGAAAAAUAUUAAAUCAGCCCAUUCACAUGGCAUCAAUGACAACUAAUGUGACAGAAACAGAUGAUGUGAAAAGUAUUUGGUUACCAACAAGGGAUGAAGCCUUGAAAGUUGAUGCUAAAAAAUUGGAGAAAGCUGAAGCAAAAUUGCAACAAAAACAACAAAAGCAGAAGGACUCUAAACUUCCCGUUGCAGCACCAGUGCUACAAACUGCGACAGCGUCACAAGUUACGUCAAAGAAAGACAGUAAACUUGAAGCUAAAGGCACUAACAGAACUCAGGAUAUAAGGAUAGAAAACUUCGAUAUUGCAUAUGGCGACAGAGUGUUAUUACAAGGAGCAGAUCUGGUUCUUGCAUUCGGAAGACGUUAUGGCUUAGUGGGGCGUAACGGUUUAGGCAAAACUACAUUACUUCGCAUGAUAUCCAGCAAGCAAUUAAAAAUACCUUCACACAUUUCCAUACUACAUGUAGAACAAGAAGUUGUUGGUGAUGAAACUAUAGCUCUGCAGAGUGUUCUAGAAUGUGAUACUGUUAGAGAGAAUUUGUUGAGGAGAGAGAAAGAGAUCACAGCUGCUAUUAAUAAUGGAUCAACGGACACAUACCUUUCAACAGAGUUAAGUGAAGUAUAUGCACAAUUAGAAAAUAUAGAAGCAGACAAAGCUCCGGCGCGGGCUUCGAUAAUUCUCAGUGGUUUAGGGUUCACUCCAGAAAUGCAGAGCCGUGCCACAAAAACAUUUUCUGGAGGUUGGAGAAUGAGAUUGGCUUUGGCAAGAGCUUUGUUUUCGAAACCUGACCUCCUGUUACUCGAUGAGCCCACAAACAUGUUGGACAUAAAAGCGAUCAUCUGGUUAGAAAAUUAUCUGCAAAACUGGCCGACGACCUUACUUGUUGUUUCUCACGACAGGAACUUUUUGGAUACUGUACCUACAGAUAUAAUGCAUUUACAUACUCAAAGGAUUGACACAUACAGGGGAAACUAUGACCAGUUCCACAAGACGAAGACAGAGAAGCAUAAGAACCAGCAGCGCGAGUACGAGGCGCAGCAGCAGCACCGCGCGCACACGCAGGAGUUCAUCGACCGCUUCCGCUACAACGCCAACCGCGCCUCCUCCGUGCAGAGCAAGAUCAAGAUGCUCGAGAAACUACCAGAGUUGAAACCAGUAGAGAAAGAAAUAGAUGUCGUGCUACGGUUUCCUGAGACUGAACCGCUCUCUCCCCCGAUAUUACAACUGAAUGAAGUUGGAUUCUACUAUUCCAAAGACAGAGUCAUAUUCUCAAAUGUCAAUCUUGGAGCUACCCUGGAGUCUAGGAUAUGUAUUGUCGGUGACAACGGCGCCGGUAAAACGACAUUGUUGAAGAUCAUCAUGGGUAUAUUGUCGCCCACUAACGGCAUCCGCAACGUGCAUCGCGGGCUGAAGUUCGGAUACUUCUCCCAGCAUCACGUCGAUCAGCUGGAAAUGAAUGUUAACUCCGUUGAGUUGCUACAGAGGAGCUAUCCAGGGAAAACCAUAGAAGAGUACAGAAGACAGUUGGGCAGUUUCGGUGUCAGUGGCGAUCUCGCACUACAGACCAUCGCCAGUCUGUCUGGAGGUCAGAAGUCGAGGGUAGCAUUUGCGACGAUGUGUAUGGGCAACCCCAACUUCCUGGUAUUGGACGAGCCGACUAAUCACUUGGAUAUCGAGACGAUAGAAGCUUUAGGGAAGGCGAUCAAUAAGUAUACUGGUGGAGUGAUCCUCGUCUCCCACGACGAGAGGUUAAUACGAAUGGUCUGCAAGGAGCUGUGGGUGUGCGGGGGCGGCUCCGUGGCCAGCAUCGAGGGCGGCUUCGACGAGUACCGCAAGAUCGUCGAGAGGGAACUCGAAGCACAGAACAAAUAGAUGAAUUCCACAAUCUGUGACUGCUAAUGUAUAAAGUACCACUAAAUUAUAAUUAUGUAUUAUAUGCGUCGUGUUGUCAUUAUUUAAAUUAAUUCGUUUAUAGCCGUCGAGUAAAGGACGAAUGAAAAACUGAUAAUAUUUAA